Messenger RNA from Dacryopinax primogenitus, 4500 nucleotides. RefSeq lists its product as uncharacterized. The transcript has 11 exons. NCBI's taxonomy places the organism in Eukaryota, Fungi, Basidiomycota, Dacrymycetes, Dacrymycetales, Dacrymycetaceae. Bases 1 to 4500 code for a protein of 1499 amino acids. The record is from RefSeq and is a predicted model, not a curated record.
AUGGCCAAAGCUGAAGUAAUUGCUCCUGACAGGAAGUUAUCGCUUGGCGCCUCCGCCCCUUCAAUUCCUGCACCUCCAGACGCGCUUGCCAUGGAAGAACCGGAAAAUGAAGCCAUGCAACAAAAUCGACCUCCGGUCAGCUCAGGAUCAUCGGCGAGCUGUCGUACUGGACCCGGCAGCGACACUUCUUUACUCCGAGAUGACUCUGUAGCUAUCCCUUCAAGAGCUUGGUCGCCACUCUCGUCCAUUCCUUCAGCGGAGCUUUCAGACGAGGAUCCCAACAAGCCCGAUCAAGGAGAUUUAGUAGCCCCUUCACUUGCACAACAACAAAACACCUUGAUAUCUGAACCUGCCGUCGUACACAGCAAUGGGUUGAAUGCUGCCAGUGCCAACCUGCGAACACCGUCAAACAACCCAGACGGGCAGAAACGCAUCCCGUCAUCUUCGAAGAAAUCAUCCUCCAAAGUACCUAAGAAUGGCUCAGUGAAUAAUUUGAUGGCGCGAUACCUAUCAAACCGUUCAAGUUCAGAUAAAGAUUCGACUACACCCGUCAUAGUCGCGCCUGUCGAACAGAAUCACAUCGACGUUCCUCCACCUACGCCUGGCGAUUUUAUCGUACCUCCUCUACCAGGGCAAACCGUCCCUCGCUACAGGAUACCAAAGAAAUCUGCUCUGAUCCCGAAGGACCAACAAGGCUCCUCCCCUCUUUCAGGUAGUGACCCGCUCCAAAUGUCAUCGUAUGAGACUGCAGCAUCUCGGGCGUCAUUAAUUGGAGACCGACAAGGGUCCGAUCCGAUUGGUUUUGAGACUUUCCAUAGCUCCAUCGACACCGCCCACGUCAGUCCACCGACUAUACCUUUAAUCGACGCCUCGCGUGCUGAGGAGGCCUCUUCCCCAAACGCAAAAUGGCCGGUGGUGGUGCCGCAGCGGCAGGCUGCGAAAGAAGCAGAGAAGAGGAUACAUUCACAAUACAAGAAGGAUCCUCGUUGGGAAUGGAAUGAUCUCGAUCAGCAGAUGUCCAGCGUUAAAGCGGAGUCUCUGGAUGAACCCGACAUUCCCACUCCCCCCGUCCGAGUGGGGCCGAAUCCUAUCAGAAGAGCUUUUUGCGCGAAACGCCAGCUUGAGGAGGAUGCGUCAAAACUUCUCAGUCAACCUCAGAAGAAGGCGAAAGCGAUUGUUGAACUGCCGCAAGUUGAAGAGCCGCGCACAGUGCCUACGUGGUCUGAAUGGGUCCCUUAUCCGCCGAUGAGAAACUUGGUGAAAGCGCGGAUUGCUUCCACACGCCGAACCAUGUCCGAACGUUGGACUCACGGGUUCAUUAAGCUCGGCAAAUCUGCUCGACCGUCGGGCAGAAAAUCCGCUACGAAUGUCGACCGGCCACUUCCACACGCACCACCGAGUAUCUGGUUCGACUCUUGGGUCAGUCUCCUCGAAUCUCCUGCUUACGGCAAGACACGAUCGGGUACAAAACUGGGAUCGCGGGAUCUCGCCGGGUAUUCCGCCACUGCGCUGGUUCUCGAGGGGAGAACGGGUCCUGAUUCCAGUUGGGCAGGCAAAACGCUAACCAUCACAGUUCGACGACGUUUGCAGUUUGAACAGCAAACGAAACGCAAUAGCAAGAAAAAGGGCCGCCGAAGCCUUCCAUCUGUCGUUCGCAUGAAGGCACGCCUGAAUAUUGACCAAGCAGGACUUCUUAAUACUUGGUAUUCCAAACAUAGCGUGGAUCUUCUCGUCAAGAGUGAUUUUGAUCUCCUUCCAUUUCAUUUAGAGAAGACAUACGCCCUUUUGGGGUCAUACACAAUCAAGAACGUAUUUAUGGCAAAAGAUGCGGACCCGAUUAAAGAAACCGCCCUGAAGUUCGUAUUUGAAUGGGACGAAGGCACUAACUCGCGACCGCCGUGGUGGAUGACCCCCGAGAUUACGGGGGACGAGCCUUGUCCUCCCUUGACACCGGAUCAUGACAACGGGAUGUUCACAGGGAUAAUGAUAGCGAGGGAGUCCCAUGCGUUGCUUGAACCCGCCGUGGUGUCCGCAGAACAGAAUGCACAACAUUCUGCAGAUAUGGCCUCAGUCUUGUUCGGGACUUCUAAAUCAUGGCACUGUGCAAGCGACUGGCUCAAUCCAACCAAAGGAGGAGUGUUCAACACCACGAUUGACAUCACGAGGGGUGGAUACAUUCUCGAAGCAGCCUCUAUCUACGAUAACACAGUCGAUAUUGGGAGUCUAACUUGGCAACCAAAUAGCGUCCAUUUACGUGAACAAACCUUUCCGGCCCCAGAUUACAUUCUCCAACGGUUCCUUGGAGACCCUCUUCCGAUGGUUCGUGGCUUUAUACCUAACACAUCCUUCAUUUACAGAGAUGACGUCCCGGCAUGGUUCUGUUAUCGGGCAACUUGGAACGAGUUGUACGCAAACGAGUGCGGGGUACAAGCUUGGGGCAGUACACCGUCUGCAGCUGUCGACGCGAUGAAUCUGCUGAACAGGAUGGCGGUCUUGGAUCACAGUCCAAGAUUGUUCUACACGUUGACGACUGUACUCGGUUCUUCUGGGCGAGAGUGCAAAUUUUUGCUGCGGGCUGGUGAUCAAGUCGCGCUUCUUGCGUUGCGCUCACCUGUCCUUAUCCGUUUCGACUUGAAGAACCCGCCUAAGAAACCGAAGACCCCCAGAAAGUCGGCAGUAAAGAAAGUAAUAGUGAUGACGAAGAGUGGGAAGUUCGUACAGAAAAUCGUCCACAAUGAAGAUAUCGCGUCAGUAGAACCGUCAGUCCGGGAAGUGAAAGUGGCUCCGGUGGAAGUGACAAAUAGCGCUGAAGAAAUCCAAACUGAGCCGAAUGACUCCACGGUUGACGUUGGAAUUGAGACGCUUCAGCAAACAGAAACUGAACUAAUGCCUACGUCAGGAAGCCACCCCAUCACUAGCAGCACCCCAAAACGUAUCAAAAGGACGAAUAAGGGGAAGAAGAGCCUGAAAACAGAGAAGAACGUGUCGGGAAUGGGCAAGCCAAAGAAGAGCAAAAGCAGUAUUGUGAAGAGUGGCCCCAAGAGCAAAAUCGUGGGCCCGACCACGAAGGUCAAAGGCGCUAUCAAGACGAAGACAAAAGCCAAACGCCAAACCCCGCGCAAGGCUCCCAAGGCCGCGAAUGGGCCGAAAGUCAAGCGGCCGCAAAUGGCUCUGGAACAUGGACAGAGCGCCAUUAUUAGCACAAGUGUGGAUCUCAUUAUAUGGCUGCAGUGGGAUCAGUGUGGUUUCGUGUGUAUCGGCUCACAUGAUGAUCCCCCUCCUGGGGCACGAGAGCUUGCUCUCGCACCGGACGAGGAACCCGUCAACCCUCCGCGUAAGGAAGCUGCUUCAGGGGAGGUUGACAACCAAAGAGCCUGCAGCAACGAAAUGGAUGCAUCUUUGCACGGAGUUCAUGUUGAGAGCAAAGAUAGCGAAGGGUUUGAUAUGGACAUCUCCGAUACUGAGUCCGACCUGCCAUUGAUGCAGGCUGUCAGCAAGGCCAUGACAGGUAUAUUCAAGCUUUCAGGACAAUCGAUCCAUCCAGACAACUCCAUGAUCGUUUCGCUCCAGGACCAGGAUUCUGUUAUUACCCCUACGAUGCAAGAACUGGAGUUACGGCAGGUUGUCGUCCAGGAAAUGAAGGGCAUGAUUGCCGAACCGCAGAUGUCCCGCAUUGUCCAAGCGGAUAACCUGAAAAGGGCGUCAGAGAGCUCGAUUAAUCGCUUUUUUGCAACUGUUCUCAAUGAUGCCACCCCCGAACUGAUGCGCGAGCCCAGCAGCGAUCAUGGACUGAUGCUCCCGCCCACAGCUUUCGCUCCUUCUCAGCUGAACGGAUAUCGUCCAAUUCUUCGAUUAUCACAGAAUGCGGACGAAGACGGUGGACGAGGGCUCACAUAUGUCCCUCAGGAAGAUCAUGCGAUGUACGAUGAUGAUCCGAUCGAGGAAACAAAUGAUGAUCCGAUUGAGGAAUCUGACGAGGACGCUGAAGGGGAAACAGACCAUGAUGCUGAAGGAGAAACGGACCAUGAUGCUGAAGGGGAAACGGACCAUGAUGCUGAGGGAGAGACGGACGACGACGCACAAGGAGAUAAUGGCAAAAACGAGUUCCCGAACGCAUCUCACCUGUCUGACGAGCGUGUACAAGGGCAACGAUCGACUGUACCUAACUUCGACGAUGAGCAGUACGACCCGAACAGGCGCACUGUGUCACCUGUUAGCCAGUACCUGCACGAACCCUUCCCCUCUGGUAGCUCUAGCGUCUCUGGACCUUCGUACCUGCCUGUCGAACCCUCGUAUGCCCCAGGGUAUCUCCCUGUCAGCAACCAGAACGGCUACUAUGCUUACCCCUCGUAUCCUUACGAAUCGAUUCCCCAAAACUUCCACCAGAUCGGUCUGUCCUUCCCAAGCGAGCAGCGGUAUACCACUCAUUUGGAUCAUGUUGUCCAUCUGACUGAGCCUGAGGACGCCUUCCCUCCACAUGAGGCGAGUGACUACUGGUGA